Messenger RNA from Penicillium soppii, 336 nucleotides. RefSeq names its product putative quinol monooxygenase. Bases 1 to 336 code for a protein of 111 amino acids. The record is from RefSeq and is a predicted model, not a curated record. Gene Ontology annotation, molecular function: catalytic activity. NCBI's taxonomy places the organism in Eukaryota, Fungi, Ascomycota, Eurotiomycetes, Eurotiales, Aspergillaceae. The transcript has 3 exons.
AUGUCUGACACGGCUCAAAAUGGGUUCAACAUCCAAGCCUCCCUCUUUUUUGCCCCGGAAAAUAUACACAAAGUCUUUGCGGCACUGAAGCCAGUGUAUGAGAAGACGACCGCAGAAAAUGAUUGCCUUUCCUUCCAAGUAUACCAGUCACUUGAUGACCCUGGGCAAAUACUCUUAGUGGAAGAUUGGAAAACCUCUCUAGAUGACUACAUGGCGGAGAGGCUCAAGACUGAUUACAUGCGAGAAUUCUUUGCGAUUAUCGAGCCUUUGUUCGUGAAGACUCGUGAAGUCAAGGUAUUCAGCCGUCUUCCCCAGUUUCACAAUAUGAAGAUGUGA